AGCAGGAGUUACCCUCCUUCAAUGAUGACGUAACAAUCUCCAAUUUUUUUUCUGAAGAGUAUCGAUGAGCUUAAAGUGAUUUCAAAUUGAACACCAUCCUCGUUCUUCUCCCUUUCAGUUUACCAGUCGACUGCUUCUAAAAUAUAACUAAUAUCGUCAAAAUGCCUACAGAAAUUGAAGAGCUCGUCGAAUUUCUACAUUCGCCUCAGCCUAUGAUCCGCAAUAUCGCAUUGCAAAAUCUGGUUGGGUUCUCAUCUGGCCCGCAAAAUACUAUAUUUCUACAAGAUAAUUUACGGCCGAUCAAGGAUUUACAGAUUAUUGCUAUGUCGAAGGAUCCUAGCAUAGUCAAAGAUGCCUUGACUAUUCUAGCAAACAUGAGCGAAUACAUCAAGAUCAGAAAGAUGCUGGCGGAGAACGAGAUGUUUGUCACAUACGUCGUCCAGUCAAUAGUCAAACCAGACGAGCCUAACGCCGACCUCUUCUGUGUCCUGCUCGCCAACAUAGCAAAGGACGAUGCCAUAGCAGGGAUCUUCAAAAUCAAAGCAACUCAAACCUCCGCCGACCUCAAAUCACAUAUGGCUAUCGACCAGCUGGUUGACUGCUUCGUCAAAGGUGCCGAGAAGAAGCUGAACAAGAAGGCGACGUUCGACUACCUUGCCUUUGUCUUUGCCGAUAUCUCGCGUUUGAACGAGGGCCGGAAGUAUUUCUCAACAGCUCAGUCUUACGACGACGUUGUUCCUCUUUCAAAGCUUCUUGUUUUCACUGAGUACGACAACGACGUCCGUCGCGCCGGUGUGGCGUCAACUAUCAAAAACACACUCUUCGAGCUCUCAGAACACAUCAACCUUCUUGAUCAGGAAUCAGUCAAUAUUCUUCCGUAUCUGCUCUUGCCUCUUGCGGGUCCUGAGGAUCUACCAGAGGACGAGUUGGACGAACUACCGGAGGAGCUCCAGCUACUGCCUCCGGACAAAACGCGAGAGAAAGAUCACGAAAUCAUCUGCGUGCAUGUCGAGUCGCUGGUCUUACUGGGCGCCACCCAAUACGGAAGAGAUUUCAUGAGAAGCACUGGUGUAUAUCCUAUUGUCCGUGAGCUUCAUCUGGCAGUUGAGGACGAGAACGUGCGCGAGAUUUGCGAGCGGUUCGUGCAGCUUAUCAUGGCUGACGAGCCUAACAGAAAAUCGGAUGAGCAGAGAUUACAGAUUACGGAGGGCGAGGAGGAGGAAUCCGCACCGUUGGAGGUCAUUCUGUAAAUAAAAGCUGGAGGCCGUGUUUAUAUUUUGAAUGCUACUAGAUUUUUGAUUCGAAACGAUAGUGUUGGGGGU
Myxozyma melibiosi is the source of this 1322-nucleotide messenger RNA. RefSeq lists its product as uncharacterized. The transcript has 3 exons. The record is from RefSeq and is a predicted model, not a curated record. Bases 162 to 1250 code for a protein of 362 amino acids. NCBI's taxonomy places the organism in Eukaryota, Fungi, Ascomycota, Lipomycetes, Lipomycetales, Lipomycetaceae.